AUGGACGCGCCAAACAUGGACGACCUGAACCUCUCCGACUCGGACAGCGACGCCAUCUUCGACACGCCGGCUGCGCGCAAGAACAAGAAGAAGGCCCAGGACAGUGGUGCCGAUGCGGGGGAGGGUGCGGCCAGCGGGAAGACGCGUGCAAAAGAGUCGCACUACACCACGGAAGAAAAUCGCGAGGCUGCAUUGCGACGGGAGUUGGAGAGCAUACGCAAUGUGAACAAGGUCAUUGAGGGAGUCGUGGAAAGCUUGCAGAAGGCCAAGGACAACAUGGAGGUCAGUCACAUUACUGAUGACGUUGUAGACUGUUUCCAAGACUGUGCAAAACGCCUCUACUCUCCUCCAAACAUGGACCCGCAUUCUAUCGCAGACCGAGCACAACCAGCGACUGAUCCUCAACCCGCAAUGGCAGGGCGCAUCGCAAGCACCUGGUCGCAAUUGAAGAGGAAGAGGUGUACAGACAGCAGGCGGCUGAGCGUCGCGCAGCAGAAGACCAGGCAAAGAGAGAGGCUGCGGCCAGGAAAAUGGAAGAAGAGCGAAGGCGCGCAGAGGCACCACCCCGGGCAGGAACAAGAGGCAGAGGCAGAGGGACACGAGGCCGCGGAACAUCUACUUCAACCACCACAACGGGAGGCUACGUCGGAGUUGGCGGGCAGGCUGGAAGAGGCGCCAGUCGCAGACGGUUCAAUAGGUGGUCGAGCUGGCAGCGGCAUCGGACGGGGCCUGCGAGGAAGAGGCAGAGGUCUGACAUAG
Parastagonospora nodorum SN15 is the source of this 759-nucleotide messenger RNA. RefSeq lists its product as hypothetical. Gene Ontology annotation, cellular component: mitotic spindle; DASH complex. Bases 1 to 759 code for a protein of 252 amino acids. Gene Ontology annotation, biological process: mitotic cell cycle. The record is from RefSeq and is a predicted model, not a curated record. The transcript is spliced from 2 exons. NCBI's taxonomy places the organism in Eukaryota, Fungi, Ascomycota, Dothideomycetes, Pleosporales, Phaeosphaeriaceae.